AUGGGGAACCGCAGCUACGCGGACGCGGCCGGGCUGCUCGCGGGGCGCGGGCCGGGCACGGGCGGCGGCGUGGAGAACCCGGGGGCCGCGGCAGCGCUGGCGGGGGGCGUGCUGCUCAUCGGCGCGGUGCUGGCGGGGAACACGCUCGUGUGCGUGAGCGUGGCGGCCGAGCGCGCCCUGCAGACGCCCACCAACUACUUCAUCGUGAGCCUGGCGGCCGCCGACCUCCUACUCGCCCUGCUCGUGCUGCCUCUCUUCGUCUACUCCGAGGUCCAGGGUGGCGUGUGGUUGCUGAGUCCCGGCCUCUGCGACGCGCUCAUGGCCAUGGACGUCAUGCUGUGCACUGCCUCCAUCUUCAACCUGUGCGCCAUCAGCGUGGACAGGUUCGUGGCCGUGGCGGUGCCCCUGCACUACAACCGCCAGAGCCACGGGGGCCGCCAGCUGCUGCUCAUCGGUGCCACGUGGGUGCUGUCGGCGGCUGUGGCGGCGCCCGUGCUGUGCGGCCUCAACGACGCGCAGGGCCGCGAUCCCGCCGUGUGCCGCCUGGAGAACCGCGACUACGUGGUCUACUCAUCCGUGUGCUCCUUCUUCCUGCCCUGCCCGCUCAUGCUGCUGCUCUACUGGGCCACGUUCCGCGGCCUCCGGCGCUGGGAGGUGGCCCGCCGCGCCAAGCUGCACGACCGUGCUCCCCGCCGGCCCAGCGGCCCCGGCCCGCCGACCCAGGAUGCCCCUGCACCCUCUGACGCCGUCCCACCCCCGGACGCCAUUCCAGUCCCCGACACCAUCCCCCCUCCCGAUGCCAUCCCACCCACCGACUCCAUCCCACCCCCGGAGUCCAUCCAGCCCCCCGACAGUGUCCCGGCCCCCGAUUCUGAUUCCAUCCGGGUCCCCAAUGACGCCAACCAGGUCCCUGGCGUUACCACACCCCCUGGCACCAUCCUGCCCCCUGUCUCCAUCCCCACCCCUGGCUCCACCCCGGCCGAGCCCCAGCCGCAGGCCUACAGGAGACGAGCCAAGAUCACGGGCCGGGAGCGCAAGGCUAUGAGAGUCCUGCCCGUGGUGGUCGGGGCCUUCCUGGUGUGUUGGACGCCCUUCUUUGUCGUGCACAUCACGCGGGCGCUAUGUCCUACGUGCGCCGUGUCCCCGCGGCUGGUCAGCGCGGUCACCUGGCUGGGCUACGUCAACAGCGCCCUCAAUCCCGUCAUCUACACCAUCUUCAACGCCGAGUUCCGCAACGUCUUUCGCAAGACUCUGCGCCUCUGCUGCUGAGCAGACGCCCACCCGCCACAGUUCCCCUGCCAGGACCCAGCCUUGCCUGGGGCUUUAUAGGCGGAGUUAAACAGAUCCCAAACACCAGCCGGGAUGGCUUCUGGCAGCAGGGCGGGGCAGUGAGGCAGGGAGGAGGAGCCUUUACCCCUGGUGGAGCCCAAGCCUGCACUGACCACCCCCCAUGGCCAGUUAACCCUCCCUCUCUCCCUUCCUCCCUCCCUCUCUCCUUCCUUCCUUCCUUCCUUCCCAGAAAGCCCAGAAAACAGACCCCACA
Molecule: messenger RNA, 1543 nt
Organism: Camelus dromedarius (Arabian camel)
Lineage: Eukaryota; Metazoa; Chordata; Mammalia; Artiodactyla; Camelidae
Gene: DRD4
Product: dopamine receptor D4
Exons: 4
Coding region: 1-1269 (422 amino acids)
Biological process (GO): negative regulation of synaptic transmission, glutamatergic; adenylate cyclase-activating adrenergic receptor signaling pathway; adenylate cyclase-inhibiting dopamine receptor signaling pathway
Cellular component (GO): plasma membrane
Molecular function (GO): dopamine neurotransmitter receptor activity, coupled via Gi/Go; G protein-coupled receptor activity
Source: RefSeq, a predicted model, not a curated record